ACGCCCGGGAGUGGGGCUACCCCGGGGUGGGGCCUAUGGACUGCGGCGUGUGGGGAGCUAACGCGGCUCGGAUGGCCGGGCAGGUGAAGGACCGCGAGGCCUUCCAGAGGCUCAGCUUCCUGUACCAGGCUGCUCACUGCAUCCUCGCGCAGGACCCCGAGAACCAGGCACUGGCGAGGUUUUACUGCCACACGGAGAAGACCAUAGCGAAGCGGCUCGUAUUGCGGCGGGACCCUUCGGUGAAGAGGACCCUCUGUCGUGGCUGCUCUUCCCUCCUCAUCCCGGGCCUGACCUGCACCCAGCGCCAGAGACGCUGCAAGGCUCAGCGCUGGACUGUACAGACCUGCCUGACAUGCCAGCGCAGCCAGCGGUUCCUCAACGAUCCCAGGCAUCUGCUCUGGGGAGACCGACCUGAGGCCCAGCUGGGGAGCCAGGCAGCAUGGCUGUCUCUGGGUGGUUGGACUUCCUUACAAAGCUUCUGGCUUCCACAGAGAGUAUUCCAAGAAGACAAGCUCCACGGUGCAAGUGCUUAUCAAGCCUCUGUCCUCGUCACGCUUGCUAAUGUCACCUUGACCAGAGUAAGUCAUGUGGCCAAGCCCACAUUCAGUGUGGAAGGGGCUACACUGGGGCGUGGAUACUGGGAGGUUCAUUGGUUCCUUGAGGACCACCAGUGUAGCAGUCUACCACAUCCUUGUUUUGCCUUUGUCCCUGACUCAUUCUCUUCACUGAUUCCUUCACAUGCCAGUACGCUGUUUGCAUGGAAAAUACUUAUCAGUGUGCAAGUAACUAAAUGUUUCUGAGUUAUUCUUUGAUGUUUAUUUCUGGAGAUAGUAUUCAAUGGGUCAACUGUAGCAGCCAACACAAACAUGUAGCCUGAAGAUGCACCCCAUGCAGGCCUGGACCCUUUGUGUUCUCAGCUCACCUUCCUUGGUUCCCUCCUUGAGUGUCAUUUCUGAGCUGGUUGGUUCUUACGCACUAAAUCUGAUUCUUGGCCAAGUUGUUUUGACUGUGAUUAUGAUUGCACAUGACUGAACAUGUCCACAGUGGGAUAGCACUGGGGUUCCUCUAACUAGAGAUCAUAGCCCUCUUCCUCCUCCCAAAACUCUGUCCUUUUUCAUGUUUACUUAUUAUGAUACAAUAGUUGUCAGUAUGUGCAAAAAUGGAUUUCCUAUAACAAAGAGGAAAUCAAAGCCCUAUUAUUCAAUAGUCAGUUUUCUUUAAUGUUUCUAAACAAUUCAGUAAUUCAAAAUCUGUGCUCUUUUAGGACCUGUUAGAUAAAAUUAAAUAGAGGAGAGAGAAGAAACUUACGUCAUCCCAACUGAAUCAAAAAAACAAGGUCUGGGAAUCCCCUGGCAGUCCAGUGGUUAGGACUCUGCACUUCCACUGCAGAGGGCUCAGGUUCCAUCUCUGGUUGGGGAACUAAGAUCUGGCAGGCCGCAUGGUGUCGCCAAAAAAAAAGAAGAAAAAAAGAUUUGGGGAAGGUAAGGGAUCUAGUCAUUGUUGGUUCAAAACCUCAGGAGCUUCCUAGGUAAAAUCUGAAACCAGCCCCUGUACAUGGAGAGCAAGGAGAGAUCAAAGAAAGAGGCGGACCACUCCAGAUUGGUAGGUGGCAGGUUUAAAAUAAGCAAGGAAACUUACAUACGAGGCUUUGUCUUGGGCAGCAGCAAGACGAGUAGACCUCCACACUCACCCACCAGAAUCUUAAAAAGUUUAUAUAGAGGCCUUAAUAGGGUUCAGUCAUGCCUUCAGUCCAGAUGGUCUCAACAACACCUUGCUCUCUCAAAGUUGUGCCCUUGGAACAGCUCCCACUGUGGGAACAGUGGGCAGAACUCACACUCCAAGGACAGGGGAGUGGGUGAGGAGCCCCUGAUUGCCCGGGUCCAGUUCGAGGGUCAACCAGCAGUCAUGUCCUCAUGAUUACCUCCUUCAACAGUCAUGCUGAUAUCUGGGAGAAACUUCCAGGCAGAAGGAACAGCUCGGGCAAGUGUCCUGAAGAGGGAGCCUGCGCAAGAGCCUGCGUAUUCAUAGUUCGCAAGAGGCCAGUGUGAGUGAACAGAGUGAGCCAGGUGGAGAGUAGUAAAUGUGGCCAGGAGAUAAUGGGAGACCAAGGAUCUCUAGGCCAUCAUAAGGAAAUUGACUGGUUCAUUGGGAGGCCAUUGGAGGUUUUUAGCAAGAAAUGACAUGAUCUGGCUUAACAUUUUAAAAGGAUCACUCUGAUCUAACAGUAGACUGACUAGGAGAGCAAGAUUGGAAGAAAGGAAAACAGGGAGCUGUUGUGGUCACCCAUGUGAGAGAUGAUAGUGGCUUGGACAAGGGUCUUCACAGAGGGAGAGCAGUGUUCAGAUUUUAGAUCUAGUUUGAAGGUAGAACCCAUAGAUUUCCUGAUGGACUAGCAGAGGGAUGUAAGAAAAAGGACAAACAAUUCCACAAAACUAAAGUUUAAACGGUCUCGUGAUAUGUGCUAUAAUAUAUUCAGAACAAGAUAUUGGUCUGUACUUUGAAAAUAUUCUCUGUAAAGGAUAUUUUAUGAAUUCCUAUUUGAUCCAAAUGUACAGAGUCCAAUAUAUCUCCAGCCCUGAUGUGUGUAUUAGUUUCCUAGGGCUGCCAUAACGAAGUGCCACAAAGUGGGUGGGUUACAACAACAGAAGUUUAUUCUCUCACAGUGCUGGAAGCUAGAAGUCAAGCCAUCCACAGGACAACGCUUUCUCCAAAGGCUCUGUAGAAGGAGUCUUCCUUGCUUGUUCCUAACUUCUGAUGUUUAUCAGCAAUCCUUGGUGAUCCUUGGCUUGUAGAUAUGUCACUCCAGUCUCUGCCUCCAACACUGUAUGGCAUU
Molecule: messenger RNA, 2833 nt
Organism: Balaenoptera ricei (Rice's whale)
Lineage: Eukaryota; Metazoa; Chordata; Mammalia; Artiodactyla; Balaenopteridae
Gene: RPP21
Product: ribonuclease P/MRP subunit p21
Exons: 5
Coding region: 36-800 (254 amino acids)
Biological process (GO): tRNA processing
Cellular component (GO): nucleolar ribonuclease P complex
Source: RefSeq, a predicted model, not a curated record